Molecule: messenger RNA, 450 nt
Organism: Trichomonas vaginalis G3
Lineage: Eukaryota; Parabasalia; Trichomonadida; Trichomonadidae
Product: protein of unknown function, DUF4106 family
Exons: 1
Coding region: 1-450 (149 amino acids)
Source: RefSeq, a predicted model, not a curated record
AUGCAGAGAAUAUUAGAGAAGAAACACUUCAGAAACAAACAGAAAGAGAUAGAAUACAUUUCGAAGAAAUUGCAAUCUUACGAUUGGAAGACUUACCCUCAUAGAUGUCUUCUUAUCUUAGAUGAUUUCGCCUCUCAUCCUUUGUUAAAGAAUAGAGAACAAGAUAUGUGUCGAAUUCUUAAGAAGCUCAGACACUUUAACAUUUCAGUUGUCAUUUGUGUACAGACAGCAAAGAGUUUAAGUAAGGAUGUUAAACGAAUACUUACUGACAUAAUACUUUCCCCCGGAUUGUCCGAAGACGAUUUCAUGGAACUUAUGAAAGAGUCCAUGGCAGGUAAGUUUGACAGACAUGAACUAUGGGAGAAGUACAAAGUCAUACAAGACCCUCAUACUUCUUUCAGAAUUCAUAUCUACGCAAACAAAGUUCAAAUUGUAAAAAGUCAAGCUUGA